ACUCUAAAUUAAUGCUCACAUUUCAGGCUGGAAGUCCUAUUCAUGCCUAAAGAAAUAUAGAAAAGGAUUAAUUUAUUUGUUUUGUUUCAAAAAAAUAAAUGAUUUGUUUUGGAGUAGAAAAUAAAUGCAAUAGUAAUCAAUAUAUUGUUAUCACCGCAUAAUAAAGGGCAGUUCGGGGAGUGAAUUAUAUAUUAUUAUAAUUAUAAAUGUUGUGAAGAAACUGAGGCACUCAUGUGGGAAGCAAACAGGAGAUCAUCGCAUAGAUUUGAGAGCUCAUAAAGGAUCAAAGAGAGGUUGCUGGGCAAUACAUACUGUCCUUAUGUAUAUAUAGAAAGCAGAGAAAUAAGAGAAUAAAAAGCCUCUAGAGUCUCAAUACCCACAUAUAUAUAAGUAUAUAUAUAUAUAUCAUCGUCAUUAUCAAUAGUAAAAAUGGUUUCUAGGGAGCACAAGAGAUCAGCCGCAACUCUGCAUGAGAAGCUGCAGCUUCUUCGUUCUAUUACUAACUCUCAUGCUCUCAACAAAACCUCAAUCAUAGUGGACGCGUCAAAGUACAUUGAAGACUUAAAAGAAAAAGUCCAAAGAUUGAAUCAAGACAUGGAAAAUAAUGCACAAAUUACAUCUUCAAGUGAUCAUGACGAUUUUAAUGCAUUGCCUGUGCAGGUCUCGGUGAAAACCCUAGAUAAAGGGUUUAUGAUAAAUGUGCUUUCGGAAAAGAGUUGCCCAGGUUUGCUUGUGGCCGUUUUGGAAGCUUUUGAAGAUCUGGGUCUUAACGUGCUUGAAGCUAGGGUUUCCUGUGCUGACAGUUUCCACUUACAAGCAGUAGGAGGAGAAAAUGUAGAAGGUGAAAGCAGUAUGGAUGCUGAAGCUGUGAAGCAAGCCGUUAUGAUGUCGAUUAAGAAUUGGAGUGAAACCACUGAAAAUGAUUAAUGCAAAAUGACAUGGACACGGCAUAUAUUUAUAUAUAUAUAUAUAUAUAAUAUAAUAUUGAUCAACCUAAUCAACUUGAUCAAUAUCUAUAAUGAAUCAAUGUAUACAUAUAUAAACAUAUGUCUGGUUUAUCAUGUUAAUUUCUCUUUUGAUCGAUGAUCACCAUCACUUAA
Molecule: messenger RNA, 1100 nt
Organism: Cannabis sativa
Lineage: Eukaryota; Viridiplantae; Streptophyta; Magnoliopsida; Rosales; Cannabaceae
Product: transcription factor SCREAM2-like
Exons: 5
Coding region: 430-927 (165 amino acids)
Biological process (GO): regulation of DNA-templated transcription
Cellular component (GO): nucleus
Molecular function (GO): DNA-binding transcription factor activity; sequence-specific DNA binding
Source: RefSeq, a predicted model, not a curated record